Piliocolobus tephrosceles (Ugandan red Colobus) is the source of this 1953-nucleotide messenger RNA. Its product is annotated as annexin A8-like. Gene Ontology annotation, molecular function: calcium-dependent phospholipid binding; calcium ion binding; phosphatidylserine binding. Gene Ontology annotation, biological process: endosomal transport; endosome organization; negative regulation of serine-type endopeptidase activity. NCBI's taxonomy places the organism in Eukaryota, Metazoa, Chordata, Mammalia, Primates, Cercopithecidae. The record is from RefSeq and is a predicted model, not a curated record. Gene Ontology annotation, cellular component: vesicle membrane; cytoplasm; plasma membrane.
AUGGCCUGGUGGAAAGCCUGGAUUGAACAGGAGGGUGUCACAGUGAAGAGCAGCUCCCACUUCAACCCAGACCCUGAUGCAGAGACCCUCUACAAAGCCAUGAAGGGGAUCGGUGUCGGGUCCCAGCUGCUCAGCCACCAAGCAGCUGCCUUCACCUUCCCCUCCUCCACCCUCACCAGUGCGUCACCCUGGGGAGAGGGUCACUCGCGCUGUAUCCCUGCAGGGACCAACGAGCAGGCUAUCAUCGAUGUGCUCACCAAGAGAAGCAACGCACAGCGGCAGCAGAUUGCCAAGUCCUUCAAGGCUCAGUUUGGCAAGGACCUCACUGAAACCUUGAAGUCGGAGCUGAGUGGCAAGUUCGAGAGGCUCAUUGUGGCCCUUAUGUACCUGCCAUACAGAUACGAAGCCAAGGAGCUGCAUGAUGCCAUUAAGGGCUUAGGAACCAAGGAGGGUGUCAUCAUUGAGAUCCUGGCCUCUCGGACCAAGAACCAGCUGCAGGAGAUAAUGAAGGCGUAUGAGGAAGACUACGGGUCCAGCCUGGAGGAGGACAUCCAAGCAGACACAAGUGGCUACCUGGAGAGGAUCCUGGUGUGCCUCCUGCAGGGCAGCAGGGAUGAUGUGAGCAGCUUUGUGGACCCGGGACUGGCCCUCCAAGACGCACAGGAUCUGUAUGCGGCAGGCGAGAAGAUCUGUGGGACUGAUGAUAUGAAAUUUAUCACCAUCCUGUGCACGCGCAGUGCCACUCACCUGCUGAGAGUGUUUGAAGAAUAUGAGAAAAUUGCCAACAAGAGCAUUGAGGACAGCAUCAAGAGUGAGACCCACGGCUCGCUGGAGGAGGCCAUGCUCACUGUGGUGAAAUGCACCCGAAACCUCCACAGCUACUUUGCAGAGAGACUCUACUAUGCCAUGAAGGGAGCAGGGACACACGAUGGGACCCUGAUAAGAAACAUCGUUUCAAGGAGUGAGAUUGACUUAAAUCUUAUCAAGUGUCACUUCAAGAAGAUGUACGGCAAGACCCUCAGCAGCAUGAUCAUGGAAGACACCAGCGGUGAUUACAAGAACGCCCUGCUGAGCCUGGUGGGCAGCGACCCCUGAGACAGAGAAGAACAAGAGCAAAGGCCAUGAAGCCAGAGUCUCCAGGCCGCCUCGCUCAACCUCAGCCAUGGAUGCACGUUGGGUGUGGCAGGCGGGGAGUAUCCCAGUCUUUUAGUCUUCUUUUUCCCUAUUUCCAGUGCUUUCCAGCCGGGUUUCUGACCCAGGGGCUGGAACCGGCCUGGACUCCUCUUCCCAACUUCCUCCAGGUCAUUUCCCAGUGUGAGCACAAUGCCAACCUUAGCGUUUCUCUAGCCAGACAGAUGCCUCGGCAUGAAGGGCCUGGGGGCUUGUGGGUCAUUCCUUCCUCCCUGCAGGAGCUUCCCAAGCUGGUCACAGAGUCUCCUGGGCACAGGUUAUACAGACCUCGGCCCCAUUCCCAUCUACUGAAACAGGGUCUCCGCAAGAGGGGCCAGGGAAUAUGGGUUUUUAACAAGUGUCUUAUUGAUAUGCUUCUCUAUCAGGCAGCUGGAGAGCUGGCUGGGAGCCCUUUUGUUUUAGAACACACAUCCUUCAGCAGCUGAGAAAUGAACAUGUAUCCAUCCCAACCAAGAAGCCAUUAACAUUCAUCUAAAAAUGUUAGGCUCUAAAUGGAUGAAAAAUUCUCUUACCAUCUUAAUAAAACAAACUACAAAUUCCUGACCUAAGGACACUGUGUUCUAAGUGGCGUGGGCUCCCCUGGUGGCUGACCAGGUCAGCUGCUCUGGCCUCGCACCCCUCUGCAUGCAGCACAUAAGGGCGUGACCAUGCCCUCGGCACCACUCUUGUCCCCACCGAACAGCAACUGAGACUGGGUACCUAGAGAUUCUGAAGUGCUUUGCUGUGAUUUUCAAAAUAAUAAAGAUUUGUAUUCAACUCAAA